CUCAGAAUGAAAUCAGUUUCAUUUUGGAAUGUAAUCUCUCUAUCCGGGUUUAAUAAAACAGAAAAGGCAACACUUCAACAGAAGCAGCCCACUACACAUAACUUAGUGAAAAACAACCAAAAACAUGGGGGACUCAUUGACCACAUCGGACUACAACUACGAGAAUCAAGAGGAGAUAACGCCCCAGUCCGCAGUCAUCUUUAGAUUUAUGUACGUGGCAGUGUACUCAAUCACCAUUUUCCUGGGUAUACUGCUCAACACGAUUGUCAUCUUCAUGGCCAAAAAAGACAAGUUCCAAUCUGGAAAGACGUUAAUCCUGAGCUUGGCUGUCACCCACCUCGUCUUCUGCCUCUUCCUCCCAUUUAACCUGAUCAGUGCCUGGCAGGAAUUCACCUGGAAAUUUGGAGAUGAAGCCUGCAAGCUGGUGUCCUACGUGAGAAUAGUCAACAUGUUCUCUGUCUCUAUGAUGAUCACCUUCUGGAAGAUGGACUGGUGUUGUUCGAAAUCCUAUGAAAAGCACAUGGUCCUGCUGUCCUGGGUCAUCGGGGUCAUACUGAGCAUCCCUUCUCUACUGUACAGGGAGGUUCAGGACACAGCUGACGGAAAAGUCUGCCUUGAUAAGUACGAUACCACUGAAGAUCUGUUGAGGAUGACAGCAGUGAUGUGCUGCCGCUUGAUUUUUGGGCUGCUGCUACCUUUGGUAGUGACUUGUUUCAACUGUUUCAAGAAAAACAACAAAAAGUUAAAUUGA
This is a messenger RNA of Esox lucius (northern pike), 751 nucleotides long. Its product is annotated as chemokine-like receptor 1. The coding region runs from base 125 to 751 and encodes 208 amino acids. Gene Ontology annotation, molecular function: complement receptor activity; G protein-coupled receptor activity. Lineage: Eukaryota; Metazoa; Chordata; Actinopteri; Esociformes; Esocidae. Gene Ontology annotation, biological process: positive regulation of macrophage chemotaxis; chemotaxis; inflammatory response. The transcript has 3 exons. The record is from RefSeq and is a predicted model, not a curated record. Gene Ontology annotation, cellular component: plasma membrane.